AUGUCAGGAUCUGCUGGUUUCGACAGACAUAUCACCAUUUUUUCGCCGGAGGGCAGAUUGUAUCAGGUUGAAUACGCUUUCAAGGCUAUCAAUUCGUCCAAUAUCACGUCGUUGGGAGUUUCUGGUAAAGACUCUGCUGUGUUGAUUUCACAAAAGAAGAUUCCCGAUAAGUUGUUGGAUCCCAAGACUGUGUCAUAUCUCUUCAAGAUUACGCCCUCUAUUGGUUUGGUCGCUACAGGAUCGAUUGCUGAUGCCAGAUCACAAGCUUUAAGAGCAAGAUCUGAGGCUACAGAAUUUAGAUACAAGUAUGGCUACGAGAUGCCUGUAGAGUCGUUAGCUAAGAGAAUGGCCAAUAUUUCGCAACUAUACACCCAGAGAGCAUACAUGCGUCCAUUGGGUGUUGCUUUGACAUUCUGUCAGGUUGAUUUCGAAGAUGAAAACAGGGGACCCCAGAUCUUUAAAUGCGACCCUGCUGGCUACUACACUGGGGUCAAGGCUGUAGCUACUGGUCCCAAACAACAAGAAGCUACUACCUACUUGGAAAAGAAAUUCAAGAAAACCGACCACGUCAAGGGUGACUGGAAGGCCACUGUAGAGUUUGCCAUCACUGCAUUGAGCUCUGUGUUGGGCACAGACUUCAGAAAGAACGACAUUGAAAUCGGGGUAGCCACAGCAGAUGGUUUCCGUAUCUUGACCUCUGAUGAAAUAGACGAAAGAUUAGUGGCCAUUGCAGAACAGGAUUGA
Molecule: messenger RNA, 744 nt
Organism: Scheffersomyces stipitis CBS 6054
Lineage: Eukaryota; Fungi; Ascomycota; Pichiomycetes; Serinales; Debaryomycetaceae
Gene: SCL1
Product: proteasome core particle subunit alpha 1
Exons: 1
Coding region: 1-744 (247 amino acids)
Biological process (GO): ubiquitin-dependent protein catabolic process
Cellular component (GO): cytosol; nucleus; proteasome core complex, alpha-subunit complex
Source: RefSeq, a predicted model, not a curated record